This is a messenger RNA of Ostrea edulis (European flat oyster), 1774 nucleotides long. Its product is annotated as fas apoptotic inhibitory molecule 1-like. Bases 307 to 684 code for a protein of 125 amino acids. The transcript has 4 exons. NCBI's taxonomy places the organism in Eukaryota, Metazoa, Mollusca, Bivalvia, Ostreida, Ostreidae. The record is from RefSeq and is a predicted model, not a curated record. Gene Ontology annotation, biological process: negative regulation of apoptotic process.
GGUCUCUCGAAACGCUCCAAUAUUGGUUUAUAGAGUAGCUGUUGAUAUUAGCUUCUUGUUAACUUUGAAAUCAAUUUUUCCAUCGGGAAAGCUCAUUGAAUCCCCGGAUUGGAAGCUGUUUUCUGUGUGCUACCUGGAGUGUCUACGGUCCGCACUCGGAGGGUCGACUUCCUCACAUAAACCCCCUAUAUUGAAUUACGUCGAUGCCCACUUUGACGGUAGUCAAUUGAUGUUGGAUCAUUUUAAGCUUUGAAGCGUUUGAUCAGACUUUUCUUUAAGUGAAUACUGUUUAACAGAGAAAAUAAAAUGUCGGUAAUUUUGACGGCUGGCAAGAGAAAUAUUGCCAAUCGGGAUCUAUCCAAGAAGAAGAAAGUGAUAAGAAAAGCUGGGCACCUCUCAACUGAUGGCGUCCCAAAGCUGACAACAGGAUGGGAAAUAGAAAUCGAUUCCAAGGAAUUCAAAAUUUCUUUUUCCCGUGACAACUUCCAUGUUUGGAUAGACGGUCAACCGGUAGAGACAACGUCUUACAUAUCAGACGAGGGAUAUGACAUAGACAUGUUUUUUGAGAUUGAGGGCCACAAGGGACAGAUAUUUAGUGAUGUUGACAACGACAGAGACGAGAUGGUCAACUAUCUACUCAUCAACGACAAAUGUGUGGCAAAAUGCGACCAGCAGGCGCACUAAAAUCGCCAUCCGUCCAAGUAGUACAGCUAGAAUGGUUUCAUUCUUUUGGUGUUUAGAAGUAUUUAUAUAGACUUAUCGCAUUGUUCUAUUUCAGAAUUUAGUCUUGAAUUAAAUGAUAUCUUUAUAUUUGUAUAUAUAUGGCUGGGAAAAAAAAUAUUUGAAUGAAUUUUAACACAGUUUUACUUGCGUGUAUAUUGCAAAUUUACUAUAGGUGCUUGGGGUUGAUUAACAUGUGUAGGUAACUGAUGAGAUUCGUGGUCCCAUAUUCGUCGCAUUAGUUUAUCUCAUAUACAUGGUGAGUCCCUCUCUUUAGUGUGUGUGAAGAAAUUUGUUCACAGUGACAUGCGCCAAAGCACAUCCGGUUUAACUUCGUCUGCUUUAUAGGAUCAAUUUGACAUGGCAGUCAAAACAGAUCCUGUCAAGGAAAAAAUACAAAUCAUGAAAAUAGAUAAUAGAUAUUGUAGUACUAUUUCCCCACUAUGAAUUGAAGAGAAAAAAAACACCUAACGAUUUCAAAGGUCGAUCACAGUAGAUGCUAUGAAUUAUAUGCUUGGGGCGAGUUUUCUUUGUUCAAGAUGUUGUCAACCUACGCCACCAUUCAUUCAUUCAUUCAUUCAUUCAUUCUGCUGUUGUGUAUGAGUUUCUGUUCGUGUACACGUAUAAAGCUGUCACAUCAACACAAACAUUACGAUAUCGGUCUCAAAACACCCGCUCCGACGGUUUUUUCGAGUUAUUCAUGAAAUAAACUUAUAUUGUUUCAUAAAAGUGAUUUACAUUUUGAAUUGAAGUAACAUAUAUAAAAAUCACAUUAAUUUCGAGAAUUCGUUCAAAAUUUGUACAUAUACAUAUAUUUCCUAGAUAUUGGUCACGAUGCGUAUUAAGAUGUAGACAAUACAUACCCGCAAUCCAGGUUUUAUCACUUUGUAAAAUGUGCGCGUUACUACUUUCGGUGACGUAGGUUGACAGCAUUGGUUCAGCUGACUGCAGAAUAUAAUGUGCUAUUUGUGUAUUACUAUAUAUUUUAAUUUCAAAAUCAAAUUGAACUGUGUUUAGUGUAUUGAAGAAUAAAGACAUAUCAACCUUAAAUAAA